This is a messenger RNA of Coregonus clupeaformis (lake whitefish), 2265 nucleotides long. Its product is annotated as decapping and exoribonuclease protein-like. Gene Ontology annotation, biological process: NAD-cap decapping; nuclear-transcribed mRNA catabolic process. NCBI's taxonomy places the organism in Eukaryota, Metazoa, Chordata, Actinopteri, Salmoniformes, Salmonidae. Gene Ontology annotation, molecular function: mRNA 5'-diphosphatase activity. The record is from RefSeq and is a predicted model, not a curated record. Gene Ontology annotation, cellular component: nucleus; cytosol.
GCACCCAACUCCGAAACAUACCGCCACCUAUCGGUCGGGGUCAACUUUUACACAUCCUGCAAAACAGAAGUAGCUAGCUAGCUAAUAAGACGGUGAUCACCAUGGACCAACGCCACCAGUCCCACCACAGACCACAACAUCCAAACUCCAAUCACCACGACAACCACCAGUCAACAUUCAAGAGAGACAUGGAUGACAGUGGGAGAGGUAAUUUCCAACACAAGCGCUUCAGACCCGGUCAGCAGAACCAUCACCAGGCUGGCCCUUCAACACCCCCAUCCAGCCCCCCGACCCAGAGCCUGAGCGUACAACGACAGCUGUACGAGAGAGACUUCCCCUUAUACAAACAGCCUGUGGAGGUGGGAAAUUUCUCCCUGGACUCUGAGCGCAGGUUUUUCAACGACGCCCGGCAGCUGCGUUACUACAUGGAGCCAGAGAAGAGUUGUCCUAACUUCGACCUGAGGGGGUACAGGGGCCGCUUCGUCAAGAGGGACGACAGGGUGAAGGAGAAACUGGACCACAUCCUCAGAUGGAUCCUGGCAAACAGGUCCAAGCUGCAGUCGAAGGACACAGCUGCUUCUUCUUCCCCAUGUGCAUUAGGUGUAGACAUUGUGACAUGGCGCGGCCACCUGACCAAGCUGUUGACCACGCCCUAUGAGACCCGGGAGGGCUGGCUGCUGGCUGUGACCAGGAUGGGGGGGACACUGUACAUCAGUGAGGUGGAGACCGAGGCUGCACGCCGGGACCGGGAGAACCGCACUGAGAGGCAUGAGGAGAUGAUGUACUGGGGGUACAAAUUUGAACAGUACACCUGUGCAGAUGACGCCCGGAGUCUUCCAGAUCCAGGUGGGGUUGUGAACACCAACGAGGCCUUCUGCACUGUGGUCCAGACCCGGCUAGCUGAGCACAGAUUGCUGUUCUCUGGCGAGGUGGACUGUCGGGACAAAGACCCCAAGGCCCCAUCUCCUCCAGCCUGCUACAUCGAGAUGAAGACCUCACUGGAAAUCUCCACCCCCAAACAACGCAGCAACUUCCACAGGUUUAAACUACUAAAGUGGUGGGCCCAGUCCUUUCUUCCUGGGGUGCCGCGAAUCGUAGCCGGUUUCCGUGAUCAUGACGGAGUGGUUGUGUCUGUGGAGACUUACCACAUCUCCAAGAUAUCUCAGCUUAUCAAGAAUGAAACCAACUGCUGGAAGCCAACUGUCUGCAUGAACUUCUGCUGUGAAUUCCUGUCCUUCGUGAAGAGUGUGGUCACAGAAGACAAUCCCAGGGUGGUGCACCUGUUCUCAUGGGAUCCACACCGAGACGUCACCUACUCCAUCCACAGAGACUCUCAGUACUCCUUCCUACCAGACUGGUACGUCAGGGAGAUGACCAGUUCAACCAGUCGUGAGACACACCACCACCACCCACCUCAGACCUGAUUCAGAACAAACCUGACAAUGGCCCGUAUUCACAGUGUCUCAGAGUAGGAGUGCUGAUCUAGAAUCAGUUCCCUCAUCCCAUUCAUUAUGAUUUUGUUGGCAAAACUGAGCCUAGAUCAGCACUCCUACUCUGAAACGCUUUAUGCAUACAGGCCCAGGUUUUCACCUUAGACCAGUAUGGACUUCAAGCAAUACUUGAACACUGAAACCUGUUAUGAUAAUGAGGUAGAAACACACCAAGCACCCUGAAGGAGUAGGUGGGUUCUGACCGGUCGGUUGACGACGAUAAAGAAACCCCUUUUAUUGAACUUCCAUUUUCCUCCCAGAGUGGUUGAGUUAUAUAGUGUGGAUCAGCAUUCACAAAGCAGCUUUUGGGACAUUCUCAUAUAUGGUGUCCAGGUUUACAGAAAACAUGUAUUUCCUGAUGGGUUGUGCCGUCUUUUUUAAAGGGAUGUAUUUACGUUUUUCACCUCAUCUCUGAUGUGUAUCUUUUUUUAAAUUACAAAAUUCAGUGAUUUGAAUGUAACAGUUGCGGUUUGAAGUGUCUGCUCAAACUGUUGAACAAUAUUUCCAUAACAAGAUUUUUCAUUUCCCAAUCAAACAUUUUAUUAUUAUUAACCCCAUGGGUAUAUCAAUAAGUUAUCAUGUCCAGAAAAUAAGUACAUUAAUUCAUUACAUUUUGUUAAAAAUCAGCAGUCAGUAUGCGAUGUGUGUCAUCCAUCUUUACAGUGCUAUCAACAGAUCUGGUCCAUCACAGUUGCUAGUUCCUAGAUUUGGAGGCACUUGGCAUAAAGAAAGUACAAUCUCAAGAAUUCCAGUGAACAGUGACAAUGCAUGAGAA